CUGUGAAAAGGCGAUGAAACUUCCUGGUGUCAGUGGCUGUAAUCUUUGUGUGUUUUUACUGAGCACUUUAGUGCUUUGUUUGGCUUAUUUGCUGCAUCAUCUGGAGAAUUCUGAUCCAGGACCUCUGCCCAUUUCUAGCAUGUCUCAGGAUAUAAAUAAUCUCCGAGAAAUGUACAAAACACUGAAUAAGUCUUGUUUCAUUCUUGGAGCUUCAGGGGAGACAGGAAAGGCAUUGCUGAAGGAGAUUGUUGAAAGCAAACUCUUUGCCAAAGUCACACUUAUUGGUCGCAGAAAACUAACCUUUGAGGACCCAUCCUACGAGAAUGUGGUCCAGGAGAUUGUUGAUUUUGAGAAGCUGGAUGAAUAUGCAGCUGCUUUCCAAGGCCACGAUGUCGGGUUCUGCUGCUUGGGAACAACCCGGGCUAAGGCUGGCGUGGAAGGCUUCAUUCGAGUGGAUCACGAUUACAUAUUAAAGUCAGCUCAACUUGCCAAAGCUGGACGGUGCACUCACUUUAACUUGGAGUCUUCAAAAGGAGCUGACAAAAACAGUUCCUUUCUAUAUACAAAAAUUAAGGGUCAAGUGGAAGCUGAAAUUGAAGAGCUGGAUUUUGAUAGAUACAGCAUUUUUCGUCCUGGAGCCCUGAUGUGUGACAGAGUAGAACCAAGACCCAUGGAAUGGAUGAUGCAAAAACUUCUUAUUCCUGUAGCAUUUAUGUUUCCAACUGCAAUAACAACCCCUAUGUCUGUGCUAGUGAAGGCCAUGAUGAAUAAUGUUGUACUGCCAGCUGACAAGAAAAUGGAAUUGUUUCACAAUAAACAUAUCCAUGAGCUUAGUAAGCUUGGAGAAACUAAGGCCAAGUAGCAUUUUUCAAAGUUGACUUUUAAGUCCACAGUUUACCUUGGCCUUCGGUUUCCUUUAGACCUUCUGACUGGGGUGUCCCUGAUGUUCUAUUAUCACAUUAAACAGUUAUUUUGAGGAUUCCUUUAAAAAGACACAUUUUGUUGAAGCUUUGAAUUGGUUUUCCUUAUUAAAGAUAUUCUUGCAUAUUGUCCUGAAAUGUGCAAGCUUCAACAAAUAGUAUCUUUCUUCAGCAAUAACAGCUCUCUCUUCAUGGUGCUGCAAGGGGCAUAGUCUGUCUGCUUUUUCUUUUGUUGGGAGGCAUCUGGCUUCUGUUUGCUUGUGAUUGGUUGAAUUGAAAUUUGAUGAAGGUGGACCACAAGUGAAACAUCUCCUAUACCAUGUUAUAUUCCCAGACUAGAUCACGAGCUUUGUUAAAAUACUCAUUGGUAUAAUUUCAGCUUGUCCAAAGAGGGCUAGCAUCACCAAACUGGUAAUGUCCCAAGCUGCACCAAACAAAUGCUGCUUGUGGGUUUCCUUGGCCUCCACUCUUAGCUGCACUGAACUGUUGACUGCUGGACAUUUCUUCUGAGUUGCACAGAUCCUAGAGCUUUUUCUGAGCACUAACCCAAAGCGCUUUGCUGCACAUUAUGGCUUCUCAGAGCCUGAAAUAUAUGGUCCCAUCGCAACUCCUUCUUAAGCCCAAAUACAUAGAAGCAGUGAACUUCCACCCCCUUCUCAACCGUGCUAUUAACAAAAGCACUUUUCCUGUGGAAUACCUGACUUUUUCUAGAUAGCUGACUAAAAUUGAUUCUGACCCUUGAACUAUGUUGAGUGACCUAUUGAAAGGUUUGUAACAACCCUCACUCUUGUUCUUAGGUGGAAUUAAAUGUAGCAACCACUGGAACGGGAAUAACCAUUGGAAUGCCCCAUUCCCAGAACAUUACAAUAUUCACAGAUUACUAGUUUUACACAGUACAGUUGGAAACAUAGAAAAAAUUUCAUCACAACAGCCUUGUAAUCAGUUUAAUUUUUAUUACCUUAAACCUUUGUUCUGCCUUGAUUUGUUUCCCACUCUGUUCAGAACUUUGGCUCUGAGUAGAGUUUGAGUUUUGUUUUCUUGUAUUAAUUAGCAAAAAAAUUUACAAUGGUGUAAUGAUUUUGUUUCAUUUUAUACAUCUGAUUAUCAGGGAUAAGCACACUGGAAAUAGUGUGGUAUUGUUUCCAAUGUCAAAUUAGUGUUUUUCCCACAGGCCUUAAUAUGUAGCUGUCUCAUCCCUGAAAGUGAUUAAUGUCCACUUUGAUGAGUCACACACAACUCAGGUUUUAGAACUUUUUUUGACUUUGUCAUAAGUUGUCAGGACUGUACCAUGCCAGGCACACUACAAACUACUGACUGCUUCUAGGGCAGUACUGGUAGGUUAAAGAAGCACAUUUUGAAUUUUAAAAUGUGCAAUAAUUCUUUAGUUGAGCCAAAGUGCGAAAUUAGAUCAAACUUGGCCUGCAAGUGUUUGUGGAGUUUUGACUGUGGUUCCUGAGGUGAUGUGAAUCAGGUUAAAAUGAGAGAAAUGACACUAACGAAAUCUUUCACUCUCUCCAGAAACCCAUAACUAUCACCCAACACUUGUUUUGUAACAAUUGGUGCAAUAAAAUAUCUAGAAGCUAAUCUAGGAUUCUGUAUAGUGGUAAAUGGCUAUGAAAGCUCUUCUGUAUAAGUAUUGCCAAAUAUUAAAUAUUAAACAUGCUUUACCUGGUAGUUAUAGAAAUUACUGUUCUAUUAUUUUGCCUUGCAUUGUUGUAGCUUUGAGUUUAUUUUUAAAUGAUCAAUGUUUAGUUUAUGCAUGUGUAAUGAUCACGCAAGGGAUGUCUUAAUGUUAUUUUCUGUUUAAUUGUGGUUAAUGUAAGACACUGUUAGCCUUUGUCUGUUGUUCUGCUCCUGGUGCUGGUGAGAUUGUCUGUAUGUCCCCAGGCUGACAAUAAACUCCGUGAUAGAAGAGA
Messenger RNA from Hemiscyllium ocellatum (epaulette shark), 2836 nucleotides. RefSeq names its product HIV-1 Tat interactive protein 2 (gene htatip2). NCBI's taxonomy places the organism in Eukaryota, Metazoa, Chordata, Chondrichthyes, Orectolobiformes, Hemiscylliidae. The record is from RefSeq and is a predicted model, not a curated record. The transcript is spliced from 6 exons. Gene Ontology annotation, biological process: import into nucleus. The coding region runs from base 14 to 862 and encodes 282 amino acids. Gene Ontology annotation, cellular component: cytoplasm.